AAGUGUUUAUGGUUUAAAACAAAAUCGGUCAAUAAUUUAGAGACGAUUUCUAUAAAAGUAUCCAAGGUUUAUUAAAAGAUUUUGUUAGACCAAGUUCCCGCUUUCCACUAACAUCCUCAUGGCGAAUGUAUCAUCAAUCAUCAUUCUAUUACUGACAUUAUCCCUCUUUGCUUAUAGUAAAGGGAUAAUAUCUUCAAAAUCUACAAAACCAGCGUCAGUUGGCGCUGUAUACAGUAAUGUGAGCCAUUUUACUGACAUUGAAGAGUCAAACACAAAUGUAACUCUUCCUUCUUUCCUUACAAAUGAAUGUAAAGUUGUUGUUGAGAAAAGAAGUACAUAUAUAUUUCAACAGAUACUGAAAAAACAUAGGCCGCAUUUUGUUCAGUUUCAUAUUGAAUUACUGAAUGUAAAAGUAAACAAAACCAAAGACGUGUUUCAACCUGGCAGAUGGUACUGGACUUUUGGAUUAAUGUCCAAGCCAUAUCAAUUUCCAUUAUGGGAUUUACGUUAUGAUGUUUAUUCGUUUGGACUGUUGGAUUUUAAAACAGCACUUGUACCACGAGUUAACAUGACCGUCCAUGGGAAAUGCAACUUGACAUUGGGAACGAAAGAAACAUCCACACUUAUCACGAAAGCUUUAAGUCCACUCGUCAAUAUCGACAGCGCAUCUAAUCUACCACGAGGAUAUCAGGAAAACUAUUUUUGUUAUCUUUCAUUCGACGAAAAUAUUCGCGAUACUUUAGAGUACUCGGCGUCGAUAUACCUCCUAUCCCCUAUCAUAUAUAUCAACUAUAAAUGUUGUUUCCUGCAGUACAAUUUCAGGGACGAAAGGUUUGACGACAAUUGUCCUAAAGACAUAAGGCAUAUACGAUGGGCGCAUUUAACAAUAUUCAACAUGAUUCUUUUCAGUUUGAUAAUGGCAUUUUGUCCAAUACCUCUUUUCAAAUUAUUUGCUUGGUUAGGAGAAAAAGAUGGUACAAUAGAAAUACCAAUGAACGACGAAGACGAAGAAGAAUGGAUAUAUGCAAACGGAGAGCAUCCUCUUACAUUUUUUGAUGUCAUGAGCUUUCGUGGCAUUGGUAUCGACAAACAAUGGCCAGUGUUAGUUUCAAGAAUUAGAAGAUUCUUUUGUCUUAUUUUGGCACCUUUGAUAAUUUAUAUAGAUCUGUAUGUGAGUACCGACGGUACUGGUGUUUGGAAGAAAGGUGAUAAAAUAACUAUCAAAGAUUUUGUGGAUGUAGGAACACCUCUAGGUUUUCUGGCACUUCUUGGUGAUGCAAGCAAUAGACAUAAAGUUUUCGUCCCGGCAUUAGGGGGACCUGUUGGCAUCACUGCUUUUUAUUUUGUUCUUGGUUUUUUCUUUUUAGUUUUACCUAAAUGUCUUACAAAUGUUGUAAACAAUGGUUUGCCACCUUCUUAUAUGUUUUGUGAAAACCUUACUGUCAAUAAUGACGAAGAAAGACAGUGUCCCAGCAGCAGAAUUAUAAAGUCGCCCCUCUUAUUUGGAGCAAAUGAUAUUAUAAACAUGUCACAGAUCAAUGUUGGCCGUGCUGAUUUGGAACCUGGAUACAAAAAAGGUGGUACUCUGAUGAGAUGUAAUUUUUAUAUGUUAUUUUCUAUGAAAUUCUGGCGUUUAGUCUGGCGAAUACAAAUAACUAGGGCACGUUUCAUUUGUGACCGAGUGCCAAAGCUUCUGUGCUUUCUCAGUGUUGUUUGUAUAUAUUGUAUAUUUUAUAUAUUGUGA
This is a messenger RNA of Ruditapes philippinarum (Manila clam), 1744 nucleotides long. RefSeq lists its product as uncharacterized. The transcript has 2 exons. Bases 119 to 1744 code for a protein of 541 amino acids. The record is from RefSeq and is a predicted model, not a curated record. Lineage: Eukaryota; Metazoa; Mollusca; Bivalvia; Venerida; Veneridae.